AUGGGUGAGGGGAAAACAAGGGAGGGGCAGAGGGGUGGGCAGGGAGGGAAGAAACGUGGGGCAGGGAGGGGAGAAGCCAAAGACAGGGCAUGGGCAGGCGGGGGCAGGGAGGGAGCAGAGGAGAGGCACGGAGAAAGAAAGGGAGGCGCGGGGAGGGGAGAAACCGGGCGUGGGGGGGGGGCGGAAAACGAGGGGCAGGGCGGGGAGGAGGGAGGGGCAGGGAGGGGAGAAGCUGAGCACACAGAGGGGGGAAAGGUGGGGCAGGGAGGUAGGAAGCCAAGGGCAAGGGUGGGAGAGUGGGGGGGCAGGGAGAGGGGGGAGGUGGGGGGCGGAGAAAGGCGGCGAGGGGCAGGGUGCGGAUUGAGGAGGGGCAGGGAGUGGAGUGGGUCGGCGAGGGGAAGGAAGAGGCGUGCAGCAGAGGAGGGGAGGGGGGAGGAGAAGGUAAACGAGGGGAGCGCACGGGCGGGGAGGAGCGAAUGGCGGGCGGUGGGAAACGGCGAGGGGGGCAGGGAGGGUCAAAAGAGGCGGCAAGGGAGCGGGCACGCGGAGGGUAGGGGCGGGGGGAGCGGAUGGCAUGAGGGGGCAGGGGGGUGUGACUGUGAAGGGGGGGACCCGGGCAAGGGGUGUGUACCGGUCGGGGCACGGGUCCGCAUUGCCCAGGACCCGGAGGCUGCUGGCCCUACCUUCCUCCUCGCUGCAGCGCCGACUCUUUUCCUUGUUCCAGCGACGCCACCCGACCGCUCGCACACGGCUGCCAUUGCAACGCGCAUCUCUCGCUUUGGUCGAGAUGGCGAGGGUCUUCUUGGCAUCACAGCAGUUUGGGGUGGGGGUUACGUGCGGACAGAGGUCGUAGUUAGAGGCGUCCGCCGCGCUCUGGCUGACCACCCAGACUGGGUGGUCCUGCAGCUAGACGUGGCGAAUGCCUUUAACUCUUUCCACCGAGACAGGAUGUUUCAGGCGCUGCAGGCCAGUCCGGAGUUUUCAGUGUCUGAUCCCCUUCAUCGGCCUCUUCUACGGGACGCCCUCGGAUCUCCACUACAGGUCAGGCACGGGAGUGGUCACGAUGCACUCGGAGCGGGGCACUCGCCAGGGAGACCCUCUCAGCCCCUUCUUGUACGCUCUGACACAGCGUCUUGCUUUGGAGCCGGUUCUGGCGGAGGGGAUGUCCAGCUCUGGUCGUACGCCGAUGACACGUACGUGCUAGGUCCCCCAGACAGGGUGCUGCACCAUUUUGCCGAGAUCGUGAGGCGCUUGGGCGAGAUGGGCCUUGCAGCCCAGCCGCACAAGUGCCUCGUCUACCAGACAGAGUCCUUUCUGUCCAGGGAUCUGGAGGCUUUCACGGGCCUAGGGAUCGAGGUCGCACGCCGAGGGCUCACCGUGACAGGCGUACCGGUAGGCACCGUUUCGUUCGUGGAGCAGAGUCUCCCGGAUCGUCUCGAGAGGAUGGGGCGGGUGCUACCUUGGCUUCCGAGGUUGCGCCAGCCCCAGACAGCUGCCCGCCUUCUUUCGGCGUGUGUCAGCACUCGUCCGCAGUACCUGUCGAGGACCGUCCCUCCUUCGCCCGCAGUGAUCUCCAGUUUUACACGCUUCGCUUCAGGUGAGCCAGAGCAGAUCGACCGGGCUCUGCAGACGGCGCUAGAGGGUCUCCCUCCUGACGUUCUCUCUCUCCUUCCCCCCUGGCCCUCUUGCGCUUCUGCCUCCCCCGAUUCCCUUUUUGCAGGAGCGAGCCGGUCUUCUGGAGGCGCAUGCCUUGGAGGCCGUGCGUGCCCGUCACACCUCUCCCUUGCACCUUGCCCGUUUGACUUCCCUUCAGGGCGGAGGUGCAGGAGCGUGGUUGACGCGAUUGACGACAUGACGGUGCCUCAUCACGCGGUUCGGUGCCCGCGUUACGGGGUCGCCACUACCAUCCACGACACGGUGAAGUACAUGCUUCGAGACUUUGCGGUCGAGGCGGGCUUCGCGGUAAAGGUGGAGGACUAUACGCUGUUCACACAGUUGGAGGCGGCUCGAGCGAGACUACUGGGACAGCCAGUGGUGGGAGAGGGGACACGGGCUGAGGGACCGGGGGAGCGGAGAGGCGAGGCGGGACAGCCGGGUGGCGGGGGACAGUGGGGACGGCACCAGCUGCGGGGUCAGGUGGAGCGAGGGACAGGUGGGCAGAGGGGACGGCAGGGGGAGCAGACGGGCCAGGACGGGGAGGGGGGACGGCACAGGCAGCAGCAGGGAGAGCCAGUGGAGGCCGCGGGCCCAGGGCGCCGCGCCUCCAGGUUCGGCCUCGGGGGCGGGGCAGGGGCGGGAGCAGCAGAGAGCGGACGGAGGUACAGGAGGGCAGCGGGAUUGGGAGGGGAGGGCCAGGGAGUGAGAGAGGCAGCAGGGGAUGGAGCAGGGGGGUCGGGAGGUUUGGGGGAGGGUAGGGAGGGGGAGGGGAGAGGACAGGUGGAUGGAGGAGAGGAGAGGGGGAAGAGAGACGAUCGGAGAGGGGGCACCAAGGGACCAGACAGGGCAGCAGCCAGCGCAACAGCAGGGACCAGUCGGACGCACAGGCCGUCGGGAGGGAACGUGCAGCUGAGACGGGCGACCCCCACACAGAUUGGAGUUGCAGCAGCUAGGCGGGUGCAGGAGAAGCUGCGUCACUGGGGGCCGCACUUAGAGGGGCUGCAGCCGGCACCACACUUUUACGCGUGCGUGGCGGAGACCUUUGGCCUUCUGAGUGAGCCGCUGCGUCAUCACACCCCCUGCCCCCUCAUGCCAUCCGCUCCCCCCGCCCCUACCCUCCGCGUGCCCGCUCCCCUUGCCGCCUCUUUUGACACUCCCUGCCCCCCUCGCCGUUUCCCACGCCCGCAUUCGCUCCUCCCCGCCCGUGCGCUCCCCUCGUUUACCUUCUCCUCCCCCCUCCCCUCCUCUGCUGCACGCCUCUUCCUUCCCCUCGCCGACCCCACUCCACUCCCUGCCCCUCCUCAAUCCGCACCCUGCCCCUCGUAUCUCGCCCCCCUAUGCUUGGUUUCUCCCCCUCCCCUGCCCCCUCGCCGCCUUUCUCCGCCCCCCACCCUCCCCCCUCUCCCUGCCCCCCCCACCUCUCCCACCCUUGCCCUUGGCUUCCUACCUCCCUGCCCCACCUUUCCCCCCUCUGUGUGCUCAGCUUCUCCCCUCCCUGCCCCUCCCUCCUCCCCGCCCUGCCCCUCGUUUUCCGCCCCCCCACGCCGGUUUCUCCCCUCCCCGCGCCUCCCUUUCUUUCUCCGUGCCUCUCCUCUGCUCCCUCCCUGCCCCCGCUCUGCCCAUGCCCCUGUCUCUGGCUUCUCCCCUCCCUGCCCCACGUUUCUUCCCUCCCUGCCCACCCCCUCUGCCCCUCCCUUCCUCUUCCCUCCCUGCCCCUCCCUUCCUCCCCCCCUGCCCUUUGCUCUCCCCUCGUUACGCUCCCUUCUCCCCAUCCCUGCUGCCCUCUUACCACCAUCAGCCCAUCCCCACCACCAGCCCCCCUCCCACCCUUCUCUCCCCCCUCCCUUUCCCUCUCUCUCUUUCUCACACACACACACGCACACUCCCCUCCCCCACCCCCCCCACCCACAUCCUCCCAUUCUGCCCCUCCCUGCCCCUUUCCCACCCCCUCGCACGCCCCUCACCUCCCACCUCCGUGCAACUGGUUUCCCCCCCCCUAUGGUGCCUCCCUUGCAUCGCUCGCCCCCUCUGCUCACCCUCUUGCCCGCCCCUUUUCCGUGCCCUCAGCUGGCCCAGCCCCUGCCCGUUGCUGCCCCUACCCCUUGCCCCCCUCAACUCCCCUGCCCCCCCGUACACCCCAGUCCCAUCCAACCGCCCCCACCCUCCCCCGGCUGCCCGUUUCCGCUCUCCACCCCCGCGACCGUGUGCGGCUUCCAACCGCCCAACGGUGGUGCGCACGGGGCGUUUCUUCGCACGGGCAAGCCUCCCCGGGGGGCCCCCACCCCCGCUGGGUCGUUGUUCGGGCAAAAAAACGAAAAUGAAAACAUCGGACGCGCUGAAAUCGUCCUUUCUUUUUCCCGCUUGCCCCUCCCCCGGCACGUGCCGAGCAAGGGGCAUAAAUGGGUACAACACGAGGACUUCCCGGGAGGUCACCCAGCCCAGUACUGCUCUACGCUGUUCACACAGUUGGAGGCGGCUCGAGCGAGACUACUGGGACAGCCAGUGGUGGGAGAGGGGACACGGGCUGAGGGACCGGGGGAGCGGAGAGGCGUGGCGGGACAGCCGGGUGGCGGGGGACAGUGGGGACGGCACCAGCUGCGGGGUCAGGUGGAGCGAGGGACAGGUGGGCAGAGGGACGGCAGGGGGAGCAGACAGGCCAGGACAGGGAGGGGGGACGGCACAGGCAGCAGCAGGAGAGCCAGUGGAGGCCGCGGGCCCAGGGCGCCGCGCCUCCAGGUUCGGCCUUGGGGGCGGGGCAGGGGCGGGAGCAGCAGAGAGCGGACGGAGGUACAGGAGGGGCAGCGGGAUGGGAGGGGAGGGCCAGGGAGUGAGAGAGGCAGCAGGGGAUGGAGCAGGGGGGUUCGGGAGGUUUGGGGGAGGGUUAGAGAGGGGGAGGGGAGAGGACAGGUGGAUGGAGGAGAGGAGAGGGGCAGAGAGACGAUCGGAGAGGGGGCACCAAGGGACCAGACAGGGCAGCAGCCAGCGCAACAGCAGGGACCAGUCGGACGCACAGGCCGUGUAGGCACCGCCUCCCGCAUUCCAGACCCCACCUGCCGCGACGUGGCCAGGUCACACCCCCUGCCCCCUCAUGCCAUCCGCUCCCCCCGCCCCUACCCUCCGCGUGCCCGCUCCCUUGCCGCCUCUUUUGACCCUCCCUGCCCCCCUCGCCUGUUUCCCACCGCCCGCCAUUCGCUCCUCCCCCGCCCGUGCGCUCCCCUCGUUUACCUUCUCCUCCCCCCUCCCCUCCUCUCUGCUGCACGCCUCUUCCUUCCCCUCGCCGACCCACUCCACUCCCUGCCCCUCCUCAAUCCGCACCCUGCCCUCGUAUCUCGCCCCCCUAUGCUUGGUUUCUCCCCUCCCUGCCCCUCGCCGCCUUUCUCCGCCCCCCACCCUCCCCCCUCUCCCUGCCCCCCCCACUCUCCCACCCUUGCCCUGGCUUCCUACCUCCCUGCCCCACCUUUCCCCCCUCUGUGUGCUCAGCUUCUCCCCUCCCUGCCCCUCCCUCCUCCCGCCCUGCCCCUCGUUUUCCGCCCCCCACGCCCGGUUUCUCCCCUCCCCGCGCCUCCCUUUCUUUCUCCGUGCCUCUCCUCUGCUCCCUCCCUGCCCCCGCCUGCCCAUGCCCCUGUCUUUGGCUUCUCCCCUCCCUGCCCCACGUUUCUUCCCUCCCUGCCCACCCCCUCUGCCCCUCCCUUGUUUUCCCCUCACCCAUUGCUUCUCCCCUCCUGCCUUGAUUUCCCGCACCCCUGCCCUUGUUCUCCUACCAUCCAUGCCCCUCGUUUUCCCCCCCUUUGUACGUUCAGCCUCUUCCCUCCCUGCCCCUCCUUCCUCCCCCCCUGCCCUUUGCUCUCCCCUCGUUACGCUCCCUUCUCCCCAUCCCUGCUGCCCUCUUACCACCAUCAGCCCAUCCCCACACCAGCCCCCCUCCCACCCUUCUCUCCCCCCCUCCCUUUCCCUCUCUCUCUUUCUCACACACACACACGCACACUCCCUCCCCCACCCCCCCACCCACAUCCUCCCAUUCUGCCCCUCCCUGCCCCUUUCCCACCCCCCUCGCACGCCCCUCACCUCCCACCCUCCGUGCAACUGGUUUCCCCCCCCUAUGGUGCCUCCCUUGCAUCGCUCGCCCCUCUGCUCACCCUCUGCCCGCCCCUUUUCCGUGCCCUCAGCUGGCCCAGCCCCUGCCCGUUGCUGCCCCUCCCCUUGCCCACUCAACUCCCCUGCCCCCCGUACACCCCAGUCCCAUCCAACCGCCCCCACCCUCCCCGGCUGCCCGUUCCGCUCUCCACCCCCGCGACCGUGUGCGGCUUCCACCGCCCAACGGUGCAUUACGCCCUCUCCCCUUAUCCCCCACCACGCCCCCAAGCAGGCCUUUCUCCCCCAGCCUCCCGUCUCCCUGCCCUUAGUACCGCCGCGCUCUGCCCGUGCGUCACCCUUGCCCACUUCAUACCACCUCCCCCUUCUCCCCCCCCCCCGGCUUCUCCCUAUAUCACCCGCAUGUCCCCACUCCACUGUCCACAACGUCCCUCCACCCCCUUCCUGCUUUCCCCACUCCCACUCUGCCCCCCACACCUCUACGAGCCGUACUUCCCCCUCCAGCCUCCCUUUUCCCCCCAGCUACUUCCGCAUCCAGCGUCUACACCCUUGCUUUUGCUCCCUGGGCUGUGCCGUCCCCAACCUCCCUCCGCCGUUCCGCGGCACCAGACCGCCUCUCCCUCCCCAGCCAACUUUUGCACCCCUGUUCCGGCCCCUUGUGCCCUCCAACACCCUACCUCAACCCCCCCAGUCUCCCCCUUCUCCAACACCCUCCAUAUUUCCUCCCCCUGGGGCUCGCCCAUCCGCAGCUAUCACCCUUCAUCGAUUCCCCAAUUCCCUCUGUCCCCUGUUUCCGGGCCCCGCAUCCUAUCCUGCAUUUACCACAGCACCUCCUUUCGGUGCCCUCUCUGCCCUCCCACGUUCUACCCCACGCCUCCCAACCUUUCUCAUUACCCGCUACCAGGCUCACGCCAACUCGACUACCACUACCCUUUGCCCUCCUCUCUGUUCCCCACCUUUCCUUUUCCACCUGGCUCCACCUGCCCACCCCCACCUCCCGUGGAAUUCUGCCUGCCUCCCCCACCUUGGCCCACCACCUGUCCCCACACCCUGCUCACCCACCGCUACACCACCCCCGCCCCCCCACCUCCACUACAGCCCGCCAACACUUCCCCUCUCAAUCGGCCCCCAGCCCGCCCCCCCUUGGGCCCCAAUCCCCUCCAACUGUCAGGCCCCCUAUACCCUCUCUCCACCCACUGCGCACCGCUUUCCCCACCCUUUCCCCUUUCCCAAGCUAACCCCCGCACCCCGGCCUCUGCCAGGAGUUCCUUCCCCUUUGACGCCCUCUUGAGCCAACCCCAGCAACUCACACGCCACCGCCAGGCAUGCUGCCUCUGUAACAAUGCCCCAGCACCGCGAGUGGGGGAAAGGCAGGCCGGGAGCCCCUCGGCGAUCUGGAGGUACCGCAGCCGAGCCACCCAUACUCUCCCACUCCCCCACUUCAACAAGCCAGGGGGGAACUUGCAGCUGACACUGCACGGGAAGGGUAUAGUGAGUUUGUGUGUGAAGGAGCAGCAGAGGCUACAGAGGAUGGGCAGCAAAGGCUGCACGGGAGGGGCAAUGGGGGUUGUGGGGGAAGGGGCAGCAGAGGCUGCAGAGGAAAGGGCAGCAGAGGCUGCAAGGGAAGGGGCAGCAGCGGCUGCACGGGAAAGGGCGGCAGGGGCUGCACGGGAAGGGGCGGCAGGGACCGUGACUCUGGCCAGGCAAAGGGCAGAGGCCAUGGAGACAGGUUUUGCAGAGUAG
This is a messenger RNA of Closterium sp. NIES-65, 7491 nucleotides long. The record is from the annotation of a GenBank genome assembly. Lineage: Eukaryota; Viridiplantae; Streptophyta; Zygnematophyceae; Desmidiales; Closteriaceae.